Aspergillus ibericus CBS 121593 is the source of this 1626-nucleotide messenger RNA. RefSeq names its product putative general amidase. The transcript has 6 exons. NCBI's taxonomy places the organism in Eukaryota, Fungi, Ascomycota, Eurotiomycetes, Eurotiales, Aspergillaceae. Bases 1 to 1626 code for a protein of 541 amino acids. The record is from RefSeq and is a predicted model, not a curated record.
AUGACUCUCAACGCCUGGGAGACGAUUGUGCAGAAAAAGCAGGCAGAAGCAGCUGCUAAGAUUCCCUCAGCAUGGCGGUUGCGGGCGGAGUUCACGGCCGAUAUUUCCGAGAAGGCCUCUGCCAAUGUCCUCGACGUGCCUCGCCAGUGUGGUUUGCUCUCUGCACGGCAGCUGGAUAUCACUGAAAACUACGAUGCCACGGCACUCUUGGAGCAGAUUCACUCGGGAAGGUAUACUGCCGUGGAAGUCACCGAGGCAUUCUGCAUUCGUGCGGCGAUUGCCCAGCAAGUGACACGCUGCUUGACGGAAACCUUUUUUGACCGUGCCUUGGAACGUGCCAAAGAGCUGGAUGAUUACUUCCAGUCCACGGGAAAGAUCCGCGGGCCUUUGCACGGUCUGCCCAUCAGUCUGAAGGACUGCUUUAAUAUCCAAGGUAUCCCCAGCACCAUCGGAUACACCUCGUUUAUCGCGCACGGUCCCGUCAAGAACAAUGCAGCGGUUGUCCAGAUCCUGCUCGACCUCGGGGCAGUCCUAUACGUCAAAACCAACGUCCCUCAGGGAAUGCUCGCCGGCGAAUCCCACAACUACAUCUUCGGCCGAACCCUGAACCCCCACCGCACCAACCUCAGCGCGGGCGGAUCCUCGGGCGGCGAAGGGGCCCUGAUCGCCAUGCGGGGGUCCAUCCUCGGCGUAGGCACUGACAUCGCCGGCUCGAUUCGCAUCCCCGCCAUCUGCAACGGCACCUACGGACUGCGCCCAUCCAUCGACCGGAUUCCCUACAGCGGCCAAACCGACUCCGCCCGCAACGGCCUCUCCGGAAUUAAAUCCUGCGCCGGGCCACUCGCCACCUCGAUCCGCGACCUAGGAUUAUUCACCCAACACAUCAUCGACCACGACCCCUGGCAAUACGACUCCUCGGCCAUUUUCUCCCCGUGGCGGACCAUUCCCACAAAACCCACCCUCCGUCUGGGCGUCAUCCUCGAAGAUCCCUACUUCCCGAUCCUCCCCCCCGUGCUCAAAACCCUAACUCGCGCCAUUCAGGCCUUAAAAACCGCCCACCACGAGAUCAUCACCCUGAACAACAUCCCCUCCCUUCGCGAAACCACCCUCCUCGCGUUCCGCUCCUUCGCCAUGGACCCCGCCCACACGGCAUUCUCCCACAUCCACGCCAGCGGCGAGCCCCCGAUCCCAGCCUUAUCCACCACCGUACUCCCAAACGAGAUCAUGCCGUAUGAAUAUGUACCGCAUACACUGGAGAAUCUGUACGAAUUAAACGCACAGCGUCAGGCUUUCCGCGAGGCAUUUCGCGAGAUCAUAUACCAGAAUCAGCUGGAUGUGAUCCUCCUCCCGGGGUUACAGGGUACUGCGCCACGACAUGAUAGGAUGGGAUGGGUGCCGUAUACUGUCCUUGCUAAUGUUUUGGAUUACCCCGCGAUCGUGAUUCCAUUUGGCAAGGCGAAUAAGAGUGAGGAUGCGAGGUAUAUACGGGAUGUGGAGUAUCGACGGGAGUAUGAUCCCGAGGCAAUUGAGGGCAUGCCGUGCGCGGUGCAGGUGAUGGGACGGACGAUGCGGGAGGAGGAGUUGGUGCGGGAUGCGGGGGUGAUUGCUGCCGCUUUAGGAGUAUAG